AGGAAGAAGGGAAGGAGGAAGAAGAAGAGGAGGAGGAGAGAAGAAAAAAAGGAGGAGGGGGGGGUCUCCGCGCAUGACCCGGCGGCGCUUUGGCCGGGCGCGUCGCGGCGGCUGCGGGCUGGCUGGGCUCGCGUGGGGCUCCGCGCGUGGAAGGGGAGGAAGAGGAGGAGGAGAACCGGCCGCCCGCUCGGAGCAAUGGCCGACCACUAUACCUACCGAGUUGGAAAGAAGGUCGCAGGGUCCAGCAGGGCCAGCGCAGAGAGAGAAAGCAGAAAGGCGGAACUGAAGGUCCAUCCAGCCUAUGAACAAUCUAACCUGGGAAAUGCAAUGAACGACAAAACAGAAAGCAAACGGAAAGGAAGGCCCAAGACGGAAAACCAGGCCUUGAAAGAUAUUCCCCUGUCUCUGAUGAAUCAAUGGAAGGAUGAAUUUAAGGCGCACUCCAGGGUGAAGUGUCCUAACUCGGGCUGCUGGCUGGAAUUCCCAAGUAUCUAUGGCCUGAAAUACCACUUCCAGCGGUGUCAGGGGGGCGCCGUUGUCGAGAAACGCACCUUCCCCUGCCUGUACUGUGAAGCCGUCUUCACGUCAAAAACCCAGCUGGAGAAGCAUUGCCUUUGGAACCACUUGGACAGGUCGUUGCCAGCAGCCAGCCCCCCAGCAGAAAACAAAGUGCAGAAGGCAACCAGCAAGGGGCCAGGGAAGAAAAGAGCUGCCGAACGCACCAUGUCCCCCACCCUACACCCCAAACAAUCGAAAGUGGAGAAGGCCGUCGCCUUGCAGCACCCCGAGAACGGAGAGCACGCGGCCGUGAGCCAAGGCAUCAGGGCUUUGAAGACCGCUGCAGCUGGAGGCGGGGAAGGGGCUGCCACUCCGCUCAGCCAGACGCCGGGCACCCGCGGCUCCAAACAUCAUGCCAGCAGACAGUCCUUCAAGCAGGAGGAAGACCCCGAAAGGAUGAAGCACAGAAGGAAACAGAAAACGCCUAAGAAGUUUACCGGAGAGCAGCCAUCCAUCUCAGGAACUUUUGGAUUAAAAGGGCUGGCGAAAGCAGAAGACAAGGCUAAGGCCCACCGGGCAAAGAAGUUGGAAGCUUCCCUCCUCAGCGGUAACGCCGAAGAUCAUAAGAAAAAGCUUUCAGGAUCCAACGCGAGAAAAGAGGCCGCCACCUUAGCCACAGCUCCUUCAGCCCCAGCAACCCCUGAGGAGCAGUGGCAGCGGAUAAUCAACGAGAAAGGAGAAGUCUCUUGCCCGACUUGUGGCAUGAUCUCCCGGAAGACGGUCUUGGGUCUCAAGAAGCACAUGGAAGUCUGCCAAAAACUGCAGGAUGCCUUGAAAUGCCAGCACUGUAAAAAACAGUUCAAAUCCAAAGCCGGGCUGAAUUAUCACACGAUGGCAGAGCACGUGAACAAGACUGCUCCUGUGGAAGCUGCUGUCCCUCUCGGUGAACUCGGAGACCGGGAAAGGCUGAGGAAAAUGCUCAAGCAGAUGGGGAAACUCAAAUGUCCAAAUGAGGUAUUGAUUUUGCUGUCUGCUAGGAUGUUUAUAACAAGGUCACCUAUACCAAUAGACGAGAAUAUUUGUAGCCUAGGGCUGAAGUGUUGUGGGAUCCUUGCUGCUGUCCCUCUCGGUGAACUCGGAGACCGGGAAAGGCUGAGGAAAAUGCUCAAGCAGAUGGGGAAACUCAAAUGUCCAAAUGAGGAAAGGUCAAAAGCUGGGCAUGACUACCACAUCCGCUCCGAGCAUCCGGCGACGCCCCCAGAGCAGCUGGAGCUGAAACCCGAACCCAGCCCCGUGGAAGAUUUCGAGAGGACCCCCAGCGGCCGCAUCCGGCGCACCUCCGCCCAAGUCGCCGUCUUCCACUUGCAGGAAAUAGCGGAGGACGAGCUAACCAAGGACUGGACCAAGCGGCGGAUGAAGGACGAUCUGGUCCCCGAAACAAAGCAACUAAACUACACUCGGCCUGGGCUUCCCAAGUUGAACCCGCGGCUUCUGGAGGCCUGGAAGAAUGAAGUCAAAGAAAAAGGACACAUCAAUUGCCCAAAUGACUGCUGUGCAGCCAUUUAUUGCAGCGUGUCCGGCUUAAAAGCCCAUCUGGCCAACUGUAACAAGGGAGGCCAUUCGGUGGGCAAAUAUCGUUGUCUUCUGUGUCAGAAGGAGUUUAGCUCAGAAAGUGGGGUCAAAUACCACAUCAUCAAGACACACUCAGAGAACUGGUUCCACACCUCGACUGAUUCUUCGAAGAAAAAGAAAAGUAAAGAACAGAGGACGCCCAGCAACGAAGAACAAAAGACUAGCCCCGAUGGCAAGAAACGGGGCCGUAAGCCGAAGGAGAGGCCUUCCGAAUUUUUCCCUAAAGACACAGAGAGCAUGCUGGGAAAUAUUAACCAUAAGAAAGCCACAACGUCGUGGCCGGUGGCAAACUGCAUCCUGGAUGAAAAAGAUAGAGGUAACAAACCUUUCCACGCCCAGAAAUUCGGGGUUAAUAAAAUGCCAGAAAAAUAAGCCGAGGGGUCAGGAAAAUGAAAAAUAAAAAAAAAAUACUAAACCCUCUUUACAGAUUAGUUUACAGGGUGAUGGGUGAGCAGAACGCUCCUCCGUUGGCUGAGCCCCUCCCGUUCCGCUCCUUCCUUCCUUUUUUUUUAAGUGACAAACCACUUUAAGACACAGAAACAAACAUUGGGUUUUAUUUUCGGAGACGGACUCGACCUUCCGGCGCGAUUCUUCCAUCCGAAACACCCGCCUGGAUUGUACAUAAUGCCGGCCCGCAUGGGGCAGACCACGUCCACGGAUCGGUUUGAGUACCACGGCGAAAGGCGGGGCGGGGCGGUUUCUUCGAAAGAGACGCUGCAGGAGCAGGAAAGAGCCAAGUGCAAUAGGGAAACCAAGUUAAGCGGGGUUUUUGGGUUUGUUUGUUUUUUUUGGUCUUCUCUGUUUUUGUGGAUUGCUUUUCCAGUAGCAGUCGUGUGUUUAGGAAAAACAGAGCGUGUUUGGGAGUUUCCCCCGCGAACGAAAACAAAUACUGUGGUUGUGGUUUGCAAACCCAGCUUACUUUUUAUAAUUUUGAUAGGAAAACAAAAAAAAAAAGUACCCGAGAUUGUUUGACAAUGAACCGUUGGCGGGGUGGGGUGGGGUUUAUGAUGAGAAUGAUGGGGAUGAAAUAACUUGAUUUUGAAUUUUUGUUUUGUUUGUUUUUAUGGUCCAACCAGAGAUAAACCAAGAUGGCCCUGCCUGUAAUUUGGAUAAAAAAACACUUUGGAAAAAUGGAAAAGUUUAGGAAAAACUAAUAUUGGAGAAAGGAACUUUUGGCAUGGAGAUGUUUGGGGAAGUUUUCUUAAAGAGGGAGGUUUAAUUGUGGAAAAUUUAGGGCCUUUCCGCGAAACUCUCAAUUUUUUAGUUCUGCUUUGAAAAGCAGGUGUGAUGGGGGGCGGGAUGCCCUCAAAAAUAUCCCAAGGAGAAAGAUAUGGCUAAAUCAGUCUAAUGACUGAAUUAAUUAAUCUGUCAUUUUAUUUUCCCGUAGUGCAGAGGUAUCCAAUCCAACCUUAGUAAUUUUAAGACUUCAACUGGACUUCAACUCCCAGCAUGCUGGCUGAGGAAUUCUGGGAGUUAAAAGUCCACAGGUCUUAAAGUUGCCGAAUUUGGACACCACACCACACGCAUACACCCCCCGCUGUAGCGCUUGGAAACGCAGUGUUGUGGGAUUGUGGCAUUCCUUAAAAGUUGCUGAGAUGUAUAUUACAUUAAUGCAAUGUCCUUGAUCCUCACCGUCAAUUAAUGCCUAGCAUUUAAUUCAAAGCCAGGGAUGGGUGAAUUUACGCAUUUGGCCCUUUCUCUAUAUUUUUCAUUUGUGUAAAUCUGUCCAGUUCCUUAAAGAUGAGAUGUCCCCUCCCCCCCCCUUUCAAGUUUGCACUAAAAUUGGUAUGCACUUGAGUGGACGUUAUUCCGAACAUAAACUUUUUGCAUUUUUCCUAGCAUCCUCCGUUGUUGCAGUUAUGACAAGUGCGUCUUUGUACAUUAUUUCAGGAAUGCCGUUGUUAUUGUGUAGUCUUCUCCCUUAAAAAGAAAAAGAAAAAAACAACAACAAACUGCUUGGCAAAGUUUGAGAACGUGUGACUUUCAAUUGAGAAUAAAAUUUCAGUUCUCAUAUUUAUUCCAAAUAUGCCAAAUUUGCAAAGGGAAGCAUUUAAAUGCCCCAUCUUUAAUUUGAUCUACCUUUCACACAUACCGUUGUCGGUACACACUAUCGGACUUCAAAAUGUAGACAUAGGAAUUUCUAGAAAAAAAGCUGGUUGGCAUUUCUCAAAUUGCUCUCUGCUUUUUUUUCCUAAAACAUUACAUUUAGCUCCCUGAGACAUUUACCUGCAAGUCACAAAGUGGCAAAUAGUUUUAUAAUGGAGCUGGCUAAAAAUUAAAGAAUUUUUCUCCAGGCAAAACUAUAGCUAGACUAUAAAAUACAGGUAUUCCUCGGUUAACUACAGAUAGUCCUCGACUUAGGACCACAAUUGAGCCCAAAAAUUCUCUUGUUAAGUGAGACAUUUGUCAAAUGAGCUUUGCCCCAUUUUACGGCCUUUCUUGCCACCGUUGUUAAGCGAAUCACAGCCGUUGAUAAGUUAGUAAACUGGUCGUUAAGUGAAUCUGGCUUCCCUAUUGACUAUUUGAUUUUGAUCACGUGACUGCAACGGUCGUAAGUAUGAAAGACGGUCAUGAACCAGAGUUUUCAGUGCCGUCGUAACUUUGAACGGUCACUCAAGGAACCGUUGUAAGUCGAGGACUACCUGUCAAUUGGGACCGGCAACUGUAUUUCUAAAGAACACAGUUAUAAAGGACAAUGCCAUGCAAAUGCACUGUCUUAACAACAACCGUUUCAGUUGCCGUUUUUAAGUGAAUCCCACCUAGUCACCAUGUGCCAUGGUUACCUGAUCACCAUUUCCGACUUCCUGCCGGCUUCCCCAUUGACUUUGUAAGGUGCUGUGAUGUCAUCAUUAUGCACCGGUUGCCAAAUGCUUGACUCACGUUCACGAAACAGCGGAGACCCUCGUUUCAAGUGCUGUUGCAAUUUCAAAUGGUCAUUGAACGAACAAUGGUUAACCGAGGACUCACCCAAGUAUUCCGAUUGGGACACAACAAACCACUAUCCUUUCUGGACGAUUUGCUCCAGCAAAUCAACCAUUUUUUAAUAAUAUCUUUUUUAAAAAAAAAAUUAUCUAGUUUUCAAAUUGCCCUUCUUUUUCCUUUUUUUCAACCCUGAUAUCACCCCCCCCACACACACACACACAGAGACCAUCCAUAUUGGGCAGGAUCUAAAACUAAAUAAAUAAAUGGGAACUUGGGAUCAUAUAAAAAUAAAUAUAUGAGGAAAUAAAAAAACUGGGGAGACAAACAGAAUGUUUAGCCCUACUUCACCCAAUCUUUGCAAAAACAUUCCUGUCCCUAUAGCAAUAGCACUUAGACUUAUAUACCGCUUCAAAGGGCUUUAUAGCCCCUCUCUAAGCGGUUUACAGAGUCAGCCUGUUGCCCCCAACAAUCCGGCUCCUCAUUUUACCCACCUCAGAAAGAUGGAAGUCAACUUUGAGCCGGUCAGGAUUGAACUCCUGGCAGCGGGCAGAAUUAGCCUGCACUACUGCAUUCUAACCACUGCACCACCGCAGCUCUUAGUUCUAUAGGCACUUACUUAGCCUUUCUACCAUGUGAACCUCCAUGCCAAGUGCAUGGUAGCAUCGCUCACCCUAGUAAGGGCUUUUUACAAUAAUUUUGUUUUGUGCUACACAACUGUUUUAGAUGGCAGGGCUAUACAGUGCUUGGGUUCAAGUCUUCAAGAAGCGUUUUAAGAUGAGCUAGAAUGCAAACAUAGCAUCGGUCAUUAGGAGGCUAGAGGCUAAAACAUGAAGAACGAUUGCAGGAUUUGAGUAUGUCUUAGUUUAAUUAAAUGAAGGACUACAUGCUAGCAAUCUUGCAAUAUCUGAGGGGCUGCCACGAAGAAGAGCGGGGUCAACCUAUUCUCCAAAGCAGGAUAAGAAGCCACAGAUGGAAACUAAUCAAGGAGAGAAGCGACUUAGAAGUAAGGAGAAAUUUCCUGAUAAAAUAAUUAACUUGCCUCCAAAGCCUGUGGGUGGAGAUUUUUAAGACUGGAGAUUGGGCAACCCAUUGGGUCUGAAAUGGUUUGGGUUUCCUGCUUAAGCACAGGAUUGGACUAGAAGACCUCCGAAGUCCCUUCCAAUUCUUGUUCUUCUGUUAUUUUGUCUCGUGCGCUUGAAAGCAGCUGCGUCUUUCCCUUGCUUAGGGCAGCAGCAACUAAACGAGGAAACGAAGCAGCCGAUUGAAAGGGUUGGAACGGAUGCUACGUUUACGCUCCCAUCCCACAAAUCCUGAAGUACUUUUUUUUAAUUAAAAAAAAAAGACCCAAGCGCAGUUACCUACCACAACCAAAGCCAACUUCUGGAUAGCUCUUUAGCGAGAGGUUGUGGCAUGCCUUGGCUUCUUCUGCCAAAAGUUAUUGAAAGGAAUAUAGACCUCCCAAUCUGGUCAUUGGAUGGGACUCCAACAAUCACUUGGAGUCCGUCGGUAUACAUCUUCAGCGAGAAAACCGUUCAAUAAACCUGGUGCUCUUUAGUUCAGCUGGGAUGGCAAACGCACGCUGGCUAGGGAUCCUGGAAGGUGCUGACAAAAUGUGUCUAUGAAAUGGGCAGCUUUAUAAAUCUGAAUAAAUAGAUUCAAAUACGUUUUAAGGAUGCUGGGCUGAGAGAAGCAAAGGGAAGGAUUUGACUGGCCAAGAAGGAAUCUUGCAACUCCCAGCCUUUUGAUCUUUGCCUUCCACCCCCAGGGUUGGUUUCAUGGUUCGUGGGGUCCUUGGUGUUCUCUGAGCUUGGUUGUUUCCUGGCAGACAUCUCAUGACCCAACUAGGUAACGUCAUCGGUGCUGGAAGGAGUGGGGUUUAUACAAGUAGCUUGCUCUGUUGGUGGGUUGGUGUUCCUUGAUUCGGCUGUUGUUUGCCGUCAGGUUGUCUGCAUGAAUAAGUAAGCAACAGCCGAAUCAAGGAACAUCAAGAAAACUCCCACCAACAAGCAACUUGUAUAUUAAAAUAAGACCAAACUCCAGUCGCUUCUAGCAUUGAUGAUGUUACCUAGUUGGGUCACGAAACCUCUGCAAGAAAACCACCAAGCUCAGAGAGCACUGAGGACCCCACAGUUCAACCCUGAGCUACAAAUACAGGUGGUCCUUAACUUAUGUCGCUCAGUGAAAAAUUUGUUAAGUGAGUUUUGCCUCAUUUUACGAUUUUGCUCGCCGCAUUUGUUAAGCGAAUCGCCGCGGCGGUUAAAUUGUUGUUAAAGUGAAGCGGACUUUCCCGUGGACUUCGCUCGCCAGAAGGUCGCAAAAGGUGACCCUGCAACCGUCAUAACUGUGAGCCAGUUAUGAAGCAUCUGAACUUUGAGCUAAGCUGGUAACACGGUUGUUAAGUGAAUCCGGAUUCCCCAUUGACUUUGCUCGUCAGAAGGUCACAAAAACGGAUCGCAUGACUCCAGGGGACAUUGCAACCGUCAUAAAUACGAACCACUUGCCGAGCGUCUGAUUUUUGAUCAUGUGACCCACCAGGAGGCUGCAACGGUCGUAACUGUGAAAAGCGGUCCUAAGAGUCCCUUCGGUGCCCUUGGAACUGCACGAACGGUCACUAAAUGAACUGUUGCAAGUCGUGGACUACCUGUGUGUCUACUGUUGGUUCUGUAUUUGUACACGUGAAGUGCUAGCUUGGUAUAGAACCCUCCUCCUUCAAUGACGUUUAGCCAUAUUGACUUGAGGGUCAGAGCCAUAAGCGAAUUUGCCACCAACACUGUGUGUGCGCUGAGCAAAUGGUGCUGAACUUCUCCUCUCUGGUGCAAAGAAGUCUCGGUGCGAGUAUCUUCCGGUUGUGGGCAUUCAUGUCAGUUGUAAGCCAAAAAGUCCAAAGCUGACUUGAGGAAUUCUGGGAGUUGAAGUCCGCAAGUCUUACAGUUGCCAAGGUUGGAGACCAGUGGUGGGUUUCAUAUUUUUAUUUUUUUUUACUACCGGUUCUGUGGAUGUGGCUUGGUGGGCAUGGCUUGGCUUGGUGGGCGUGGCAGGGGAAGGAUACUGUAAAAUCUCCAUUCCCACCCCAUUCCAGGGGAAGGAUACUGUAAAAUCUCCAUUCCCUCCCCAAUCCAGGGGAAGGAUACUGCAAAAUCCCCAUUUCCUCCUGAUCAGCUGGGACUUGGGAGGCAGAGAAUAGAUGGGGGAGGGGCCAGUCAGAAUUUUUACUACCGGUUCUCCGAACUACUCAAAAUUUCCAUUCUGGUUCUCCAGAACUGGUCAGAACCUGUUGAAACCCACCUCUGCUGGAAACCCCUGCUCUAGAAGGCAAGAUUCUCUUUAAGUGCAAGCAAGAUGGCGGUCCGAGUGGUGGACUCAUCCUGUGAUUUGAUCCCUGCAGAUGUUCCCGUGUCGAACAAUGAUCCCUGGUUACGACCAGCCUUCCACUAACAGGAGCUUCUGUGGCUAAGACGCCUCUGCCCUGGCAGAGCCUGCCAGCUUUUUCUAAGGGCCGGUCUCCAAAAAGAGGGGUUUCCAACCUUGGAUACUUUUUAAGACUUUGUGACAGGGUUCCAAGUAACGUACCCGUAGCAAACAAAACUCGGAGGCAGGCAAUUUCCUCAAAAGAAUCGGUUUAUUGGAUUUGUCAUAUGGCAGCGGUGUCAAACUCAAGGCCCGGGGGCUUUGACCCGGCCUGCAGGGUGCUUAGAUCCCCCCCUCUCCCCACUUUCCCUGCUCCUGGCACACGAUGGCCCGAUACGCCCGUUUUUCUCUCUCCCCAAACUCCAGAGCCUUUCUAAGAGGCUGGGGAGGGCGAAAAUGGCCUUCCCCAUCCCCCGGAGGUCCUCCGGAGGCUGGAAACGGCCCGUUUGCCAACUUCCAGUAGGACCGGAAGGCCCAUUUUUUGCUGUCCCCAGGCUCCUAGAAAGGCUCUGGAACCUGGGGAGAGAGAAAAACGGGCCUUCCCCCCCCCCACUCUCCCCAAGGCUCUCCAAAGGCAGAAAACAGCCUGUUUCCCUACUUCUGGUGGGCCCAGAAGGCCCAAAAAUUAGCCACUGGACUUGCGUUGCCCACGGAUAUGGCCACGCGAGGCACAUUCGCCAUCACGGAACUAGGAGGUUCAUGAAAUAGCCCAAUAAAAUACAGUUCUAGGCGCCUAGAAUUCCCAAACAACCUAGACUGGGACGAUAGUCAGACAAAAAAAUUAGUUUUAGUAUUUAAGUUGGCCAACUCUUGUUUGCUUUGAACACCAUCAUGCUCCCGUUGACCCGGUGUAUAUUUUAUCUCUCUGUGGUAGAGUUGACAUUACGGAGCUCUUGGUGCCCUCUGAGCUUGGUUGUUUGCUUGUAGACGUUUCAUGACCCAACUAGGUAACAUCAUCAGUUAUAUCAGGUAAUAUCGUCAGGCAAUUUGCUGCAAGAAAAUAACCAAGCUCAACUAACCAGGGACCCCCACAAUUCAACCCUGAGCUACAAUGCAGGUAGUCCUCGACUUACGACCACAAUCGAGCCCAACAUUUCUGUCGUUAAGGGGAGACAGUUGUUAAGUGGGUUUUGCUUCCGUUUUAUGAUGUUCUGGUCACAGUUCUUAAGCGAAUUGCUGCCCUACUUAAGUUAGCAACAUACUGUAGUUGUUAAGUGAGCCCAGUGCACUUUUUUGGUCAGAAGGUCACAAAACGGGGAUUUCGUGAGACAGCAACGGUCAUAAGUAUGAACCGGUUGCCGAGCAUUUGAAUUCUGGGGAUGCUGCAAAGGUCGUAACUGUGAAGACUGGUCACCAGUCACUUUUUUCCCCAGUGCAGUUGUAACUUUGAACGGUCACUAAAUGAACUGUUGUAAGUCGAGAACUAUCUGUAUUCUCUUCUAUUAGAAUUGAUCUUAAGCAACCUAUGUUAUGUGUGGCAACUCUGUGGCUGGUAGAAAUGUGACGGCGGUAAACUUUGUGGAUCUUUACAGGAUUGGACACGCCCAUAAUUGUAUGUAUAGGUAGGUAGUCCUCAAUUUAUGACCAUCACGGAGCCCAAAAUUUCAGUUGCUAAGUCGUUAAGUGAGUUUUGCCUGUUUUACGACCUGUCUUGCCACAGUUGUUAAGUGAAUCACUGCAGUUUGUUCAAUUAGCUACACGGUUGUUAAGUGAAUCUGACUUUCCCCCCGUCGAUUUUGCCUGUCAGGAGGUCGCAAAAGGAGAUCACGUGACCCCAGGACACUGCAACCGUCAUAAGUACAUGCCAGUGGCCACGCAGCCAAAUUUUAAAUCAUGUGACCAUCAGGAUACUGCAGUAGUUGUAAUUGUGAAAAACAAUCAGAUAUCACUUUUUUCAGCGAUGUAACUAAAUGAACUGUUGUAAGCCAAGGACUGCCUGUAAUGGAAUUUUGUGGAAAGGCACCUCACUUUGUUCUUUUAAACUCAAGCAGUAGCGGGCAGUUCCACUGUAUAAGAGUCCAGAUGAGUUGUGAAGAUUUUGAUGCUGAAUAUGUUUGUGUCUUUUUCCUCCUCCUCCUCCUUCUCCUCCUCCCUUCAUUCUCCUUUCCUUUUUCUUCCUUUGUUCCCAUCUCCCUUCCCUUCCUAACUCCUCAUCUUUCUCCUUCUCUUCCCUUCCUCCCUUGCUUCUUCUCCUUUUUCUUCUCUGCCUCCAUUUCUGACUCCUCUUUUUUUCCUUCCUUCCUUUCUUCCUCCCUCCCUCCCUCACCCCACCCACCCUCCCUUCCCUCUUC
Ahaetulla prasina is the source of this 10751-nucleotide messenger RNA. RefSeq names its product zinc finger protein 512B (gene ZNF512B). The transcript is spliced from 18 exons. Gene Ontology annotation, molecular function: zinc ion binding. The record is from RefSeq and is a predicted model, not a curated record. Bases 196 to 2502 code for a protein of 768 amino acids. Lineage: Eukaryota; Metazoa; Chordata; Lepidosauria; Squamata; Colubridae.